AUGAGCAGAAAUAAAUUCAACCUCAAGCUACCCUUAGAUGAAGGUAACUCGCAAAAUGAGGAGCUCAUCAACAUCCUACCAUCAUAUCAGAUGUAUCGAAAUACCAUCUCUAAGAAUUUAACCCCAACCAUUGAAGACUUGAGAUUAGAGCCGCCAAUUUACGAUCAGCUUCACCAAUCCUUCCAAUCGGCACCAACAUCCCCCGAGCCAGAGUUGGAUGACAACGAGGAAACGAUAUUGGAAAACGCACACAGGCUCAAGAGGUUGACGUCUUUGAAUAAAGAGGUAGCAAAGUUGUUAAGGGUAACAAUACACCUCACCAAGAACAUCGGGAGACCAGGGGAAGCCUACAACAUCAUUGAUCCACUAAGUGUUGAAUAUAAACAGGGGGAUCCCAUUUACGGAAUAGUGCUCAUCACCAAUAAUUCUUCCCAUCCAAUUCCCUUCGACAUGUUUUCUGUGCAGUUGGAAGGGGUGUUGAGCUUUGGAAACUCCAACAGCACGCUAGUGGAUCAAUCGUUGCACACCUCCACAUUUCUAACUAUGUUUGACUUUAAUGCAUCGUGGAAUGAUGGAUUUCUCGACCGGUUGAAAUCGGACCACAACAACCCGUACAGGGCUGAUCCAUUGAGCUCAUUUGAUUCAUCAGAUAACACCUACUACCACUUGGACCCAAAAAAGGUAUUUCAACCGGGUGUCACCUAUAAAAAGUUCUUUGCCUUUGUGAUGCCAGAAAGGCUUUUGGAAAAUGGCUGUCAAUCUUCGUUGAUAAAGCACUUACAAGUGCCACCCACUUUGGGAAUAAGCAAGAGCGAAACCAUCAGUUCCUUGAGACAUAAGUGGAAAGGUGAAGCUGAAUCAAAAAAAUAUGCCUCAAUCACAAAUGACCUCUCAUUUACUGAUGCUUCGAUAAGCUAUGCUGUUAGUGCAAGGGUCAUUGGCCGAGCCAACAGCUACAAACAACUUUUGAAUGGCAAUCAUGGUAAUCAACUUCUUGGCUUGGAUGAGUAUGUUGUUGCUAAUGAGGACUACGUUUACACACGGAUGAUUCCUGUUACUCAGCCGGUGUUUGUCCUCAACCGCAAUAUGAUCAACCAAGAGGCCAGAUUAUUAUAUAAUGCGUUGAUUGAGAACAUAAAGCAAAAGUUGGCACUAGGGAAAGAGAUGCUGCAACAAGGUCACGGAUUGGUACCGUUUUCAAGUAAUGGAAGCGAGGCUGAAACUAAUCUACAUCCAACGUCAAGUUCAGUCGAGCUAUCCAAAAUGCGGCAAAUGUACAAGGCAAAGAAGAUGGAUGAUAGUAAGGUGUAUGAGGUGUUUUAUCCAAUCAAAAAGAAGCCGGUGUUUGGUGCAUCAAAGGUUGCUGGCAUGCUCGCACUUUCCACUCCCAAGAAAGAAUAUGUGAUGGAAUAUGUCAGUCCCCCUGGGUACACAAACCGCACCGCUACCACUUUGCAUAUACCGCUUGACAUUGUAUACAUCAACGACAAGCGAUCAAGUCCUCCAGAAUUUCGCUCCAUUUCGGUGGAGUUAGUAUCGCUUACAGCUAAAUCGAAAAAACAUCCAAUUCCAAUAGUUAUACACCCUGAGAUGUUAUUUGAAAACAAGAACAAAGGAACGAGCCCGUCGCAGGAUAAUUUUGAUGUACUUACAAUCAAGCGAUUUCAAAAUUACGCUCUUCAACUUUCAAAAUUGAUGAAGGAGGUGCCUGACUUGGAAGUUGACCCUGAUAUGAUUAAAAGUAUAAAAGGAUUGGCUGGUUUGACGACGAAAUAUGUACAUUUAAAGGUGCAAAAUGUUACGUUCACGUCUCGUGGCAACACUUAUCCUUCGGUGAAUCUGGUGUCCUGGGAAAAACAAGUUGUAAACAGUGAGACUACAAAGGAAAAGUUUGAGGAUGUCAAGUAUGUGAAGCAAUUGGUAAUCACGGCCGACAUGGGCUCAUUGGAAGUACGGCCCAUGCGAUUAACCGAUUUCUGUUUGGUUCCAGAUUUUCAACAUUGUCUCAUUGCCAGAAUAUACUACUUAAAGAUUGAUGUGAGGUUACAAAAUAGUGAAAAGAUUUCAUUGAGAGUUCCCGUUAUAUUGCAGAGAAGUAAGUAG
Lodderomyces orthopsilosis Co 90-125 is the source of this 2103-nucleotide messenger RNA. RefSeq lists its product as uncharacterized. Gene Ontology annotation, molecular function: ubiquitin-ubiquitin ligase activity. Gene Ontology annotation, cellular component: ubiquitin ligase complex. Gene Ontology annotation, biological process: protein polyubiquitination; protein monoubiquitination. The coding region runs from base 1 to 2103 and encodes 700 amino acids. The record is from RefSeq and is a predicted model, not a curated record. The transcript has a single exon. NCBI's taxonomy places the organism in Eukaryota, Fungi, Ascomycota, Pichiomycetes, Serinales, Debaryomycetaceae.